AUUCCAAAACAGUAUCUACACUUCGAGUAGCAGUGGCAGAAAUGAUAACCAUCGACUUUCAAAAUUGUUUAAUCUUAAUACUCUUAUGUUUCUUCGCAUUCCUCUAUUUUUGUCUCUUCUUCAAAAAACCAACGUAUAGCGUUGAUCUGCCUCCAAGCCCUCCUUCUAUUCCAAUCAUCGGUCAUCUUCACCUUCUCCUCUUUUUUCUACCCCGCAAGUUUUUUUUUUAUUUUCUACCCCACGAGUCUUUGCAUACACUGUCCUCCAAAUAUGGACCUCUCCUCCAUCUCCGCAUUUUUAACUUUCCCAUCAUCCUCGUCUCUUCAGCCUCUGUCGCCUACGAGAUCUUCAGGGCCCAUGACGUCAAUGUUUCAUCUCGCUUCCGUACGAACGAGGGGUCCUUCCUCUUAGAAUACUUUAAGUUCAUGAAGAAACUCAUUGUUACAAAGCUGUUCGGACCUUAUGCACAAGAACAGUCGCGAAGUAUCCGCGCAGAUGAGCUAGAGCGGUUCUACUUGAACCUGCUGGAUAAGGCGAGGAAGAAGGAGAGCGUUGAGAUUAGUAAGGAAGCGAAGAUGCUAAUAGGCAACAUCAUUUGCAGGAUGGGCAUGGGAAGGAGUUUUACAGAGGAGAACAGUGAAGCGGAGAGUUUCCGAAGUUUGAUUACAAAAUCAAUAAAUUCGACGAAGUUGAUUUUCUCGGCACUGCUGUUAUUUAAACAGCUCGAGAAGCUUGGGAAUUUAUUAUUCAAGAAGAAUAUAACGGCUACUUUCACAAAGUUCGACGAGUUCCUAGAGAAGAUUCUUGUGGAACACAAAGAUAAAGACAUCAAGGAUCAUUGUCCGGAUAUGAUGGACGUAUUGUUGGCAGUUCACGAAGACGAAAACGCCGAGUACAAGAUCACUAGGAACCACAUCAAGAUGCUUUUCAUGGAGCUUAUUUUUGGAGGCAUUGAUACCUCGAAGAACACAAUACAAUGGACAAUGGCCGAGAUCAAUAAAAAUCCUAUUAUUGUUGAGAGAUUGAGAAAAGAAAUUGAUUUUGUUGUAGGGAAAUCAAGGUUGAUUCAGGAAACAGAUCUACCAAAUCUCCCUUACUUGCAAGCUGUCAUCAAGGAAGCACUAAGAUUGCACCCGCCGAUACCCCUCAUACCAAGGGAAUUUCAACAAGGAUGUAAGGUAGGAGGGUUCUUUGUAGCAGAGAAGACAAAGCUUCUAAUUAACCUUUAUGCUGUGAUGAGAGAUCCAAAUUUCUGGGAAGACCCUCUUAAGUUCAAGCCAGAGAGAUUUUUAACUUUUCCAAGAUCAGAGCAAGAAGAGGAGAGAAAAGAGCAAGCAUUGAAGUAUCUUCCUUUUGGCGGCGGAAGGAGAGCAUGUCCUGCUUCAAAACUAGCUUAUAUGGUAGUAGGAACAACAGUAGGAAUGAUGGUGCAAUGCUUUGAUUGGAGAAUCAAAGGAGAGGAGGUCAACAUCGAUGAGUGGCUUAAAGGAUUUAAUCUAGCCAUGGCACAUCCACUUAAGUUGACUCCUGUAACUAGAAUAUCCACCCUUGACUUGAAAACGUCACUGAAGUUGCAGACAUAACAAGGGUAUGGUUAAUCCUCAAAAAGUAAGGGAGAGGACAAGCUCUCUAUUAGUUGUGCAUCUUCUCCAUGUACCAUAUAUAUAUAUAAAUCUUUUCCCGUGUUUUUAUCAUGGUUUAGUUGUAAUUCUCUUGUUUCGUGUCGGAAACUGUGAAACGUCGUGUACCUACUAUUGUAGCAAAAAUUACACCAGUUAAAAUUGAUAAAUAGAAAUAACUUGAAGGACA
This is a messenger RNA of Thlaspi arvense, 1809 nucleotides long. Lineage: Eukaryota; Viridiplantae; Streptophyta; Magnoliopsida; Brassicales; Brassicaceae. The record is from the annotation of a GenBank genome assembly.